AAAGUGCCUGACCACCACCAAUCACAACGAAAUAUUCGCGACCGACGACCAAUCACGAUUGACUAUCAUCCCAACGACCUCCAUCUUUAUGAUAAAAAAUGUUUUCAAUUUAACCGCUUUACUAGCAAUUAAUAAAAUAAAUAAAUCACCCUUUUACUAUAAUCGGGUCGUGAAAAUUUUGCCCCCAGUUAAACCUCCACGUCUAAUUCACAAAACAAAUUUACCCCAAAUCCUAACCUCAAAUUCGCUAGCUGUCAAUCUAUCUGAACAUAACCUCAUUUUACAUGUAAAUAAUGUGCGAUAAUAAGGUAAAUCGAGACCUCAGUUGCCCAGGAUGGUACUGCGGACGAAUGUUUUUACCAGACGGGCAGAUCAGCGAUUGUGGGUCAUGUCCCAGAGGGUUCCGACGCAACGAUACAAGUUGCAUGUGUGAGCCAUGUAUGGAUACUCCAACCUUCUACGACUGGUUGUAUUUGGGUUUCAUGGUUUUGUUGGUUCUGGUGCUUCAUUGGUUCUUUAUUGAUAUGGUUUCGAUGAGAAGAAGUUUUAAGAAAGACGUUCUUGUUUUGCACUUCACAGCUUUAGUGGAGGUGCUUAUUUCUGGAAUUAUAUCUCUUUUGUUUACACAUCCGUUCGGCGAGUUUACUAUACAAAGUUGCGGAGUAAGAACAUUGGCUGAUUGGUAUACUUUAUUGCACAAUCCGGCGCCAAAUUAUGAAGAGAAGAUACAUUGUACGCAAGAGGCGGUCUAUCCAUUGUAUACUCUAGUGUUUAUAUUUUAUGCACUGACUUUGACUACAAUGCUGCUAAUAAGGCCAUGGGUGUGUCGGAAAUAUCUUCCAAGACAAAGUAAAAUGUCGAUAUAUGCCGCCAUGUACUACAUACCCAUUUUAGUCGUUACUCAUGCCUUGAUUGGAGGACUUCUUUAUUAUGCCUUUCCAAUCUUGGUGGUUAUUUUAUCAGUUAUAUCAUGUGCGUACCAUUUUGCUCUCAAACUGAAUCAAUCCAUUUCCUCCCUCAUUAUAACCACAGUUGUGGAACCGAGAAAUGUAGUCAUUUUGGUAGGACACUGGUGUCUACAUGCCUAUGGUUUAAUCUCCAUUACUCAGUUAACGGAUCCAACGCUCCAUUCUUUAUUACUUUUACUUGUGCCACUUCCAGCUUUAUUUUAUAUUUUUACGGCGAAAUUUACUGAUCCUAACAUCUUCACUUAAAAAACUUUUGUUUGACUGAAGGCUCUAUUUAUUUUUAUUUAGUUGUGAACUCUUUUAUGUUAAUAAUGCACUGCGUGAUAUGUUUAAAAUAUUAAGUUAAUUUUUUAUUCAAAUGUAUAAAACUUUAAAACUAUUUUAUAUCAUAUAUACAAAAUCGAAAUAAAACUAUCUAAAAACGUUA
Zophobas morio is the source of this 1395-nucleotide messenger RNA. RefSeq names its product JNK1/MAPK8-associated membrane protein. Gene Ontology annotation, molecular function: ubiquitin protein ligase binding. Gene Ontology annotation, cellular component: membrane. The record is from RefSeq and is a predicted model, not a curated record. Gene Ontology annotation, biological process: response to unfolded protein. Bases 294 to 1214 code for a protein of 306 amino acids. The transcript is spliced from 4 exons. Lineage: Eukaryota; Metazoa; Arthropoda; Insecta; Coleoptera; Tenebrionidae.